CAGGAGGGGGCCACGAUGAGGUCCAGACUUCAGGACCGGCUUGCUAUGCUGGGGUAUCUGAGCAGGCUCAGCGCGCGCGAGAAGUCCGAGAGGAGGAGGACCCUGGCAGAAAGGCAAUCGCUCUGCGGCAUCCCCGAGGCGGUGCAGGUUGCGAUGAAGUCGGCCUUCGAGGAGGCCGCCGCAGAGGAAAAUGGCCGCGUGUGGGCCCCGGCGCAGCUGGUGUCCGCGCUGAAGCGCCUCGGCCUGCGCGGGAAGACGGGCCUGGAGCGCGAGGAGAUCCGGCGCUGCGUGGAAGGCUUCUGCCAGGGAGCCUCGGAGGUGGAGCCGGUGGACCUGGCCACCUUCGCCUUCGAUGUAGUGCCCGCGACGCGGGAAAAGCUCCGCGAGCUCCGACGGGACUCGCUGAAGAGGCAGUUCCAAAUCUUUGACACCGACGACUCGGGGUACCUCAGCAGGCGCGAGUGCGCGGCCAUCUUCGAGUGCUUCUGCGCCUGGGACAUCGACUCAACGGGGUGCAGGACAUGCGUGCCGCCUUCGACCAGAAGGUCAAGGACGUCGAGGCUGUGCUCGAUCGUGUCGACUACGCCGGAUUCGAGGCUGGUAAUCAUCCACGACGCGCACGAGAAAGUGGAGCGCUCCCUCGUGGAGAUGGAGGCGCACGUCGCCGAGACGGAGGGCCUCGACGAGGAGACCGUGCUCUCGCACCGGGACGAGCUCGUGUCCAUGUACGAUUCCUUCUUGCUGGCGUGCGGGGCCAGCAAGAUGAUCACCCUCCCCGCGUGCCACGAUCUCCUCAUCGAGAGGGGCCUGCUCACCGCGCCGGGGCACGGCGAUCGUCGGAUGACCAUGCGCGACCUGCUGGACAUGGGGGUGUUCCAGGUGUCGGUCGACAAGAACAACGAGUUCAUAAGCUUCAAGAAGUUCCUCCACAUAGCCUCGGAGAUUCGUAGCAGGACCGUGCCAGAGAGGCUCGAGACUCUGGAGGCGGUGUUCAAGAAGGCGGACACGAAGCAAAAAGGAUGGAUACAUCUGGGCAAGGUCCAGGCGAUGCUCUGGGAGAUGGGCCUGGCCCCUCGGAGUCUCGAGGAGCAGGCCGAGGUCAGCCGCCUGAUCGUGGAGGUGGACCGGGACAGUAAGAGUGUGAUCGACGUGUCUGGCUUCCAGGACCUGGUGCUGAAGGUCGUCCAGCGCUUCCGGGCGGCCCAGCGCUACAGGCUGCGGAAGCUGCUCGACGGCUGGGGGAUCCCGAAGACUGCCAUCACGGACUUCCGGCACCAGUUCUACACCAUCGACAGCCAGGGCAGCGGCUUCGUCACCGUGCCGGAGCUGUGGAAGGGCGUGGAUACCGGAGUGGUGCCCCUCCGCUGCAAGGACGUGGCCGAGCUGGGCGAGGCGGUGGAACACGUGUGCGGUGUGGGGAUCCUGGGCAUCGAGGAGUACGUCCGGUUCAUGUGCCACAGGUGGUUGGCGGGCGACCGGGGAGACCGCCAUAGGCAGCCCGCCAGGCCGCUCGUUUCAUAGUGCGGAGCACCCCGCCAGGCCACUGGUAAUGAGGCCCCGGCGCCAGCAGGACCCACAUCUUGGUAGGGGCGUGGAGUGUGAUUCUGGCGAGCACCAAUAUAAAGGCUGCUCACGUUUCAGGUGCGUUGUAUUGGCGACUGCGUAUACUAGGCUAAUUGUGUCUUCAGCACACGUUAUCGCGAUUGUGGAUGAUCGCUGGCACCCGCCAUAAUCAAGGUGAUUGCCGGGUUGAGAAUUGCAUUCUCGAAGCAUUGCCCUGGCGCAGAUCCUUCGCGCUGUGGGGCCUCGGGGGUGCUUCGCGCCUUGCGCACGUUCCGAUCUGUCUUCCAGGCCACGCCUUGUUUGUUGAAUUGGCCGAUUGUAGAUUCGCUUGAAUGGCGUCUCUGGCUUGCCUUUAGGUCAUUGUUUGUAAUCGUGGCCAGUUCUCUGGCGUCGACCGUCCAGGCUUGCUCUCUCCUCGUCCUCUUCUCCUGGCACCUUCUGUGCCAGGGGCGAUUUGCUUUCUCUGGGAAGUGAUCGUUGCGUAGUUAGGCUCCGACUAGUUCUGCUCUUGUAGAUGUUUUGCUAGAGUCUCUGCCGAGAAACAUGCACGCUGGCAUGCGGUCACUGCGCAGCAGACGUAUAUGGUAAAUAGUGCCUCCAAGCGUUCGUGGCACUUGCUGUUCGUCUGGGGAGCGCCAGGCCCCUGCAUCGAGCUCAGCAGACCUGCUGUCGUCGAUCCAGUGGCAGCUUGGCGCCGGUGCUGCGAAAAGGAAACGUCACGCAUCGUCC
Messenger RNA from Prorocentrum cordatum, 2292 nucleotides. The record is from the annotation of a GenBank genome assembly. NCBI's taxonomy places the organism in Eukaryota, Dinophyceae, Prorocentrales, Prorocentraceae.